Molecule: messenger RNA, 10542 nt
Organism: Liolophura sinensis
Lineage: Eukaryota; Metazoa; Mollusca; Polyplacophora; Chitonida; Chitonidae
Product: probable JmjC domain-containing histone demethylation protein 2C
Exons: 25
Coding region: 79-8652 (2857 amino acids)
Biological process (GO): regulation of transcription by RNA polymerase II
Cellular component (GO): chromatin; histone deacetylase complex
Molecular function (GO): histone H3K9 demethylase activity; chromatin DNA binding; transcription coregulator activity
Source: RefSeq, a predicted model, not a curated record
GAGAGGGAAGGCAUUCCACAAAAUUUUGUUGUAAAUUGGUACACAGAAUUUCGUGUAAAACGUCAUAAUGGAUACUUGAUGGGUGAAAUGGCGUUUAAGUCUAGGGAAGAAGUAGUAGGAAAAAGAUUUCUUGCUGUUCGAAGUGCAGGAAGGUUGAAACUGAGUAAAAUAUCCGAGUGGGAAUGGCUAGCUGGAGUUAUACGGGCUGUUUCAUGCAGGGAUAGUUCUAGUUCGGAUUUUUCGGCACUCGUUGAAUUUGAUGACAAAGAGUGGAAGAAACGAGAAUGGGUCCGUGUGCAGGAAACAUUUCAAGUUUUUCUUGUGGAAAAUACAUUACUGUGGGCCGAACGUGAAGACAUUAACAAACCAAGACACCAGCUUGUCAACUGGCCUGCUUUGAGUUUCAAGCCAUUAGUUGACAAGUUUGCUAUAAGUGGCGGCAAGAGGAAGCCAGUAGAAUUUUUGGUUGACCGCCAUCGGGGUUUUGUGGAAGAAGCUGAUACUGCUCAAUAUCAGGAAGGGGAUGAGACCCAGUAUCCUGCAGCAAACAACUACCCUGAAGUGAAGAAAGCUAUCAAAAGCUGGCUAGAUUACCAGGAUGGGCAGCAGAUUCUGUUGACCACACCUACAAUCCUACCUGGUUACCGCGUAGAGGUAUACCGAGCAGAGGGUACCACCCAAUGGUACACCGCUGUUAUACAGUCCUACAACUCCACCACAAAGACAUUGGCCGUGACAGAUGAUACCGUGUUGGAGGAGCAUAAUGAAGACCCUUCUCUGGUUCAGAUGCGAUUUAUUGAUGAUGGAGUGGUGGAUUCCAUUCUCCGAGGAGUUGAUGUAGGUAUUACUCCACGCAGACGACCUCGAAACAGUAACAAGGAGAAGACUCCACAGACCUACAACUCAACGGGUCACUACACUCGGCAAACUAAAGCACAAAGUCCGAGCCGAGCAGCCCCACCACCAAGUCGCAGCAGUAUCACACGUAAAAGUAGACAACGGCACGUUUCAGGCAGCAGCAAUACAGACUCAGAGAAAGAAAAAGUGCCAGAGUCAGCGCAAGCGAAAAGCGUAGCAAAGAAGGAACGGAAACGGAAGCCCAAAGAAGACUCUGAAGCAGAUUCAGAACCUCCAUCAGAGAUCACUGUUAAGAAAAAUAAACUUAGUGACAAAAGGACUUCAGCCAAACCUGUGCUUCAAGAAAGUGUUAAAGAGAGACCUAAGCCACCCAAGGCUAGAAGUGAAAAUUUCCCGGAAUGCAGAACAAGAGAUUCCUCGUUGAGAAAACAGCAAAAAGAUUUAUCACGGAAAAAUAGGACUAGUGGUGAAGCUAAUGUUUUGCCUGUGGACAAAAAUCCAUGUGCAAGUCCUAAGGAAGAACCUAGAGUUCCACCCAUAGAAUCACCAGUUUCUCCUUUGGAAUCCAAGCCAACAGAAAUCUCUGGUAAGACAAAAUCUCAAGCUCUUGAAGGAGCAGCUAGUAAAAGUAUUAAAAAUAUCAAGGGUAAUCUAUGUGUAGACUCUGAAACAAAGAGAAAAGUUUCUGGUGUGAGUGGCAGUUCUGGCAGACGGACACCAGUACAUGCUGUUGCCAAGCCAAAACCAACUUCAGCCUCGCCUGUACAAAGUGAGAAAAAAGUACCCUCAUCUUCACCGCCUGAUAGGCCAGCGAUAACAGAGAAUGUGAAAAAGGAGUUAGUGAAAAAAGAUGUGAGUGAAUCGAGCUCUGUGGAGAGUGAAGACAUGCACUAUAAGAAGCUCCAUCUUCUAGCACGGGAGAGCUCUAAAGAGAAACCUCCACAGUCAUCGCUUAGUGCAAACAUAGACUUGACCAGGUCAGUGACAGAUCAACUGUCUAAACUCGCUAAAUCUGAGGUGCAGCAGCAGAGUACAACAUCUACUGUGAACUCCACUGACACAGAUACAAGAACAUCUAGAACUGCCACAGGUUUGGUCUCAGAACCUCAUAGAAACCAUAAUAGAAGUGCUGAUUACCUGCGAGAAGGCCCAGGUAGGCCAGGUGAGACAAGACCCUGUGCCCCCCAGGCUCAUGUAGUGACUAGUAUGCCCAAUGCCUCCAGCACUCAGGCACUAGAGGAAAGGCCUGCUUCAAGUUCUUCUUCACAAGAGAGACCUGUCUCUAGACACAGCGAUGAAAAAAGACCUGGUUCUCAGUUUGAUGAUCUCAGGGUUGUGAAAAACAGCCCAGCCUCCAGUCCAUUAAUCAUUGAUCGGAACGAGCCGGUCAAUCCGUACAGAGAUCCUGAAUUGAUGAGAAAAAACCCUGUACAUAGCAUGUUGGGGGUACCUAAGCCCAUUGGGUCUUCCUCCUACCCGAAUGUGCACACUCCCAUUCCAGGCCCGCCAGGAACCUUGCCAGUUUCUACCACGCUGCCUAACCACCCAUUAUCCAGGACAUUGCUGCCACUGCAAUACUCCCCUCAACUGCCUGCAUUGGGUCUGCCCCAUCUGUCCCUACCUCGUGCUGCGGCUGUGGCACAGUUAGACCCUAUAGCCGCCAGAGAAAUUAGCAGUUUAGCUCAACAGCAACAGCAGCUUGCCCUCCAGUACCAAAGCCAGCAUUUACUACAAAUUCCAUCCUACCCGGCUACUUUACCUGGGAACUUGACAAACACACAACUGGAACUGUUAUGGCAGCAGCAACACCCCACAGUCCCUGUGCCACCACCAUGGAUGCUAUCCAAAUACCAGGAUGAUCUCAUCAGAGGCACUCUCAUACGAGAACGGGAGAUCUCUGAAGAAAGAGAUCGGGAAAGGCGCAUAGAAAGGGAUAGGAGAGAGCGAGAAAUAGAACGUGAAAGAUUAGAAAGGGAGAAAGCAGAACGUGAACGAGCAGAUAGAGAAAGGGCAGAAAGGGAAAGGGCGGAGAAAGAACGACAGGACCGUGAGCGUGAGAAGCAGGAAAGGUGCAGACAGGAGAGAGAACGAGAGCAGCGGCAGGAGCAGAGGAUCCUCACUGAGUCAGUAGAGGCUGCAGUGGCUGUCAAUCAACAUUUCACUGAGUCCUUGCGACUGGCCAAGCAAAAGGCUGCAGCAACUGGUGUUUGGCCGUCAAUAACCUUGGGAACAGGGAAAGGUGUUAGUGAAGUACCCUCAGCCCAUAGCCAACCCCCACCAGCCCACUCCGGCCAGUCUUUUGACUUGAAAUCUGGGGACCACAAAGACAGAAAAAUAAUGGAGGAGAGAGUAAAACAGGCCAGUGAACGAGAGUCAAGAGAAAAGGAGUACCGUCAUCAUUCAUACUCCCCACAUGAUCAGGGCUCAUAUUCACCACAGGAGAGAACGGCAUUUUCCCCACAUGCUCCCAGAGUGAAAUUCAUGGACAAACAUCAAGAACUGAUAUUGAGACAAACAGAAGAGAAGCGCUUAUUAGCAUUAGAGCAGGAGAAACUUCUAAGGCAUCAGCGGUAUAUUCAUGAAACUCAACAGAAAGCACUGAUCACAGAAGAUAAAUACCAGCCCCAGAAGCCACCAGAGGCCCAUUCCAAGAGCACAGUGACUACGACAAGUAAUCAGGAUAGUAAAAGUGCGCACUUGUAUGCACCUUAUCCAUAUUCCUACAGAAACAAUAUGUAUGUGUCUCCAACUUCUACAACCAGCACCUCGUCUGCUUCUAACCCACAAAGUGUGAAGCCAGAGCCAAAUUUUAAUCUUUAUGGAUAUCAACCAUUCCAACACUCCUACAUCCCUAGUGAUAAACUGCACUUACAUGGACUUCGGGUUGCAGAAAGGGAAGGGAGUUCAAGUGUUAAAGAUGAGCGAAAUCGUUCAGCUUAUGACCAACAUGCUCAAGGUAGUGAUGGCCGUUCUACAACACCGUUGAAUGCCAGUAAGAAGGGUAACAAAAGUUCUCCUCCCCCUUUAAUAAAGGACCCAGGGAAGGUGCACAGUACGGUGAUAGUGGACAACCGGUCAAGAGAGGGAGGCAAGUCAGGGAGCCCUCACUCCUCUCACUAUCACCAAAGUUCCCCAGUGAUUUCAGGAUCCUCUCGUCCACCAACGGCACCAGGAGCCCUUCCUGAUCGGCAGCCUGACAGGCCCUCCUCAUCCUCAUCUACCCACUCUAGUCCAUCGUCGUCUACCCUAGCACAUCAUCUUCAGUCACAUCCAAUGAUCUCUCCCGUGUCAGGGAUGCCGUCACAUGCAUCUGCCUUUAGGGCUGCCGAAAAGUCAGCUUCAUCCCGUGCCCAAAGUCCUCUCCAUGUUGCCAGUCCACAGCAGCUCUCGGCAGCGGUGAUUAGACCAUUGGAAUAUCCAAAGGCCAUGCAAAGUCAUUCACAGAUAGUUGGAUCAUCAGCAGCUGGAACAAUUACGUCCAAUCCUAACCAUGUACCUGUUGUGGCAUCCCCCCCAGCUCAUCCUUCAGUAUCCGUGUCCACAUCCUCAUCACACCCAGCUUAUACAUAUUCCCUAAUACAGCAAGGACUUGUGCCAAACCCCAUCUACAGUCAAAGUGUUGCUGUCAAUGCAACAAAAGUAAGUGACUCACAGGCUCAGAAUGCAGUUGACAAAAGUCCAACUGGGCACAGCUUCAGUGGCAUGGGAGCAGGUGCUGUGGGUAGCAGCAAGCGCAAGUCUGGUAAGGAAGGUUCAAACAGGAAGAAGCACAGAGUUGGCAGUGAGUUUACAGAAGGUCUUUCUCAUUCCCAUUCAGUCACCUCACAGAGUUCUUCACUGUACAGCCCAAACCCGCACAAAGUCACCGGGGGAAACGUUCAUGUCAGUCCACCACACCACCCCGGAUCUUCACCCAUCACUUCAGGGACGUCCGUGCUCACAACCUCAAACACAAACUCUACAACAUCAACGACAGUAGCUUCAACCACCUCGCCCACAUGUAUCACCAAACCUUCCUGUUACAUGGACAGUUUUCGUUCCUUUGUGGAAAACACUGUGCAGAUUGCAUUUUUCCAGGAUCAGGAGAACAGUAAAAAUAAAGCAAAGCUCAAAGCUAAAGUUGCUCAUGAGGGUCAGCAGGAAGCUGGAGCUUCACAAAAGCAACAAUCUCGCCAACAGAUUCAUCAUACUUUACAACAACAGCUCCAGGCCAAUCCUAAGGGGAGUUUGCAACCAUCUGCUCAUCAGCAGUCCAAGUCACAGAUCCUUCCACAUCAGCAUGUUCACAAGCAAUUUGCCCCAUCCCAUGGUGUACAGCAGCCAUCAUAUCAAAAAUAUUCAUCACAACCACAGAGCUACCCUUUGACCAGUGACCCCAAACCAGUGUCUUGCCCAUCACCAGUAAACCUAGUAAACACCAAUUCUAACUCGUGUUCUUCUAUUAUGGAUACCAUCAAUAGGGUGGCUAAUGGAGGGAUUGACACAGACAGUGACACUUUGAGUGCCCCAAGUCCUCCACCUCAGUCCCGGACUACCUCACCUCACAAGUCAGGCAACCAUACCAAGCUGAAGAAAGCCUGGCUCCAAAGGCAUUCUGAUGAGGACAAGAAAGAGGUGAAGCUAGAGCCCUCUUCUUCCCCAUCGUCAUCCCCCUCAGCCUCCACAGAGGACAGCAAACCAGAAAUGGUGAAGCAGUGUUUUGUGAACUGUUCCUACAUUUCUCCAAAAAAGGAGGGUGGCAGAGUGACACCCAUCACAUCUCUGCAGCUGCCUAAUGGAAGUGUUUCAGAAGGUGGCCGUGAAGAUGAGGAAUCCACCAGUUCUGCCUCAGAAACGGAAUGCCAGCAGGGUAUGGAGGGUAAUCCACUUAAGAGAGCAAAAAACAGGAGACGAAAAAGGAACAACAGUGCAAAAAAGUCCAAGAUUGAAAAUGCUGAGGGUGGGACUGCAGGCAGCAAGAAAAAAAUAGUCCAAGUGAAGAAAGAACAGAGUGAGGAUGGCAGCAAGGAGAGGCAUAAAGCUAAGUCAAGGGAAGCAGAAGAUUAUGCCAUGGAGAACCAUGAAGAUGAGAAACCACGGGAUCAGCUUCAAGAGUCCACCAAGAAAAUUCUUCAGGAACAUUUGAAGGAGAUGGCUAAGAUUAGCAGCUCUUCAAAGGAUCCAGAGGCAAUGGGGGCUUGUAAAUCUGAAAAUAUGGAGACUGAUAAAUUAAGUGACAGCAGUGAAAAGAGAGAAAAGAAGAGGAAAAGGAAGAACAAAGAAAUUCCGCAUGAAGAUUUAGACAAAAGCAUAGAAAAUUUCAAUCGACCUCUUGUAAAGUCCUCAGUGACUAUUCUGAAGAAGACCUGUGAGCCUUUUCUACAAGAUGGCUCCUGCAGUGAGGUCACCCCCAAGCUUAUGAAGUGCCGAGAAUGCAAAAUGACACCUUCUCAACGCAGCAAGAAACUACCCAACAUCUUCUGUCGCUUUUACGCCUUCAGAAGACUGCGUUACAGCCCUAAAGGCUACUUGGCUAUUGCUGGCUUCUCAGAACUGGCAGAUGCUGAACCAGAUGACAUCAGACCAUGGAUUCCCAAAGUACCAGUGAUGGAGCCUCUUCUGGAUAUUGAGACUGCCAAAUAUAUAAUUGCAAAGGUUGGAGAUAAGUUCUGUGAGCUGGUUGAGCAGGAAAAGGAAGCGCGAGCCUGGGCUGGAGAUGAGCCCAAAAUCACUUGGAAACGAGCUGUAACUGGGGUACGUGAAAUGUGCGAUGCCUGCGACACAACAUUGUUUAACAUCCACUGGGUCUGCCAGAAGUGUGGCUUUGUUGUCUGCCUGGACUGCUUCAAGGUUCGCAUGCAGAAGGACACUGAUGAAGAGGCUGCCUUCAUGGAUGCCAAGCACAACUGGUUGAGAUGUAGUGCUAACCGACAGCCCCAUGAACCAGAGAAGCUCAUGCUGACCCAGAUAAUACCCUGUAGUGCACUGUGGGAACUGGGAGAGUUGAUACAUGACAUCAGAGUCAAGUGGAACAUCUCCUCAGAUUGUCCAUGUGGAAGAAGUAAGGACCAUAAACCCAAGAAUGGACUGGUUUCUGGCUCUGAGAAGAAAUGUCUGAUGAAUGGUUUGGGGGAGAACCGUCCUGGAAAACGUUCCAAGAAGUCUGCUGAUCCGUAUUUGGAGGGUUUCAACACGAACAACGCUGCUCUAAAUGGGAAUGUGAAAUCCUCUGUACCCUCACUCACUAGCUAUAACCCAGACACCCCUUCUCCACUGAACCUCCUAGCGGAUGUCGCCUCUAUGGACAUUGAGAACAACAAGAGGCUUGGGGAUGGAGAUACCAAGCAGUUCACACCCAUAACCGAUGGCAGUGCCGAUGACAAGAAGAACCCUGCGGGUUGCUCUACUUUGAGGGAACUUCUCACAAAAAAUGCAGGCAAGAUGAAAACUGGUGGAGAUAACAAAAAGAAGUCCAAGGUUUUCACCAGUACGCUUGAUGAUAUUAUUCAGUCUGUUGUUGAAAAGAGCUUGCCAAAGGAUAGUGGUGAAAACACAACAUUGAAAUUGACAAAUUAUAUUCCAAAGUUGAGACCGUGCAUUGUAAGCCAUGCCCCAAUCCCUGUCCAGAACUUGACAGAAACGAGUGUGAAGUACCCUGAUGUGCCCCACUCCUGGUUAUGUGAUGGCCGCCUUCUGCGUCUGCAUGAUCCCCAGCACAAAGGCAACUUCAAGAUUUUCCAGGAGCAGUGGAAGAGAGGUCAACCUGUGUUGGUGUCUGGUGUAGACAAAUUGAUCAACAAGAAGCUCUGGAGACCAGAAGCAUUUUCCAAGGAAUUUGGUCCACUGGAGAAUGACUUGGUGAACACACGAACUGGACUUGUUCUUGUUGGCCAUAAAAUGAGAGAUUUCUGGGAUGGAUUUGAAUAUCUUGGAAAACGGGUCAAAGACAAUCGUGGUGAGCCAUCGUUGUUGAAGCUGAAGGACUGGCCACCUGGGGAUGACUUUAGCGAAUUGUUGCCUUCUCGCUUUGAGGACUUGAUGCGGGUUCUUCCGUUACCUGAAUACACCCACAGAAAUGGUCGACUAAACCUGGCUGCUCGUCUACCAGACUUCCUGGUGAAGCCGGACCUGGGACCCAAGAUGUACAAUGCUUAUGGAUCUGCCAGCCACCCCACAGAGGGCACUACCAAUCUCCAUCUGGAUGUGUCAGAUGCGGUCAACUGUAUGAUGUAUGUGGGGAUCCCAGGGGAUGGGCCUGGUGGCAGAGUGGUUCAUGAAGCAGCUGCGCUGAAAUCCAUCGAUGAUGCUGGCUGUGAUGAGAUCACUAAGAGACGGGUGCGGGAAGUAAAUGAGGUCCCAGGAGCUUUGUGGCAUAUUUUUGAUGCUAGAGACGCUGACAAGAUGAGAGACUUUCUCAACAAGGUGGGGAAGGAGACAGGUGAAAAGAUUGAGCCCCAUCAUGACCCUAUCCACGACCAGAGCUGGUACCUAGACGAGACGCUGCGCAAAAGGUUGUACAAGGAGUACGGGGUGGAGGGUUACACUAUCAUACAGUGUAUGGGCGAUGCAGUAUUCAUCCCUGCAGGGGCACCUCAUCAGGUGAGAAACUUGCACAGCUGUAUCAAGGUGGCAGAGGACUUUGUAUCCCCAGAGCAUCUUAAUCAUUGCUUCCGUCUGACCCAGGAGUUCCGUCACCUGUCUGACACACACUCCAACCAUGAGGACAAAUUACAGGUGAAAAAUAUCAUCUACCAUGCUGUGAAAGAUGCUUUGGCUAUUCUAAAUUACUACGAUUCUGAGGAUGAAGAUAACUGAUGGAAGAUAAUACUAAGGGCUGGUUGUGUGUGACAAACUGAGAGAUAGCCAGACCACUUGCAGCCACAAGGGGAGGGUCUAACAGCUCAGUGUAUAACUCCAGAUUUAGUCCUCACUGUGCUGAAGGACAGAUAUUAUUAUUUACUGGACAAGACAAAUGGCAGCCGAUUUAUGACUUUCCCAUGGAAUUUUCAGUGCUGCAGUUACGUGGUGAAGUCCAUGUACACUUGCUGUGUACAAACGAGAGAUUUGCUGCAAACAACUGUCCAGAAACUGAUGGGACAACUACUGUCAUAAUGUUACAUGUACAAGAGCUACAGGCCUGCUGUCAACGCAGGGCAGGCGAGGGCAACCAGGCCAGCACACCAAGAAGAGAACAUUUCCAUUUUAAACACUUCAUUGACAUAAUGUACAAUUGUGGUGAUUCUUUUUUUUUUAAAUCUCUAUCAAGAAUUUGAACUAGAACAUAUAUGUGAAAGUGUUGUUGUUGUUGUUAUGAUAUAAUUCAGUGCUGAUCGUGUUACUGAAGUGGAUGAGAAACUGGUGGAGAACGUCUGAACUUUGAUGCAGCCAGAGCAGUUACUGGUAUGGUGUAGUAUUUGGGUCAUGUGAUCGGUCAUGUGAUACUGUGUACGGUUUGUGACACAUUACGUAACACUGCCCUUUUUUUUUUCUCUCUUGUGACUUACACAGAAUGUGACACAAGGGAUGUGGUCCCCUGUGAAGAAGACUUGGUACAAAAACAGACUAAUUGUAGUAUUGCAAACAUAGUGACAGCAAGAAUAGUGCAUACAGAUUACUACAGUUAACAGUGUGUUAAGCUACUAGAUUUUGCUGGUGAUAAUUUGUUACUUGGUGGUUAAGCUGUGAAUACUGGACUGGGAGCUCAUAUUCAUGGCAGAGUAGGCCUUUGCAGGAAUAUGACAAGUUGUAUGAUACUUAUGUCAAAGAAGAUAAAAUAUAUAAAUCUCUAUAUAUAUUAUAUGAAUAUAUAUGUAAAGUUAUGCCCAUAUGUGAUCAGAUAUUUGACUACAGAGUAUAGCAGAAGGCUCUGGCUUGGUUUGUCCAUGUGAAACUCAUAUCAGCCCCUCUGAUGGGGCACCUGUUACUCCCUGCGCAGGAGCAGCAGAACAUCAGCAUAGAGAACCUGUUUUGUGUCCAUAACAGCAGUAAGUAGCAAGCAAUCGGUGAAUCGGGGGCCAGUCAUUAUUCACAUUGCCCAUUAAUCUCCCCCCCCCCUCUCCCCAGUCAGUGAAGCAUUCAUUGCUGUCAUCAUGAACGAUCAUUAGCCUUGUUUUAUUUGUUGUCAUCACAUCCACAGGCAGCCUGGCUGUGUUAAUUAUUAUACCAAUAGAAAAGGGCCAUUUUUUCUGUUAAGGUUUCAUUGGUAAAUGCGAAGAGUGCUUUUGGUGCUUGUAAGCAGCACAAAUUGCUUUGUUCUUUUUUUUUUUUUCUUUUUAUUGUUCAUAAUAAGACUUGAUUAGGAAUUAUUUGUAUAUGUAAAUUAAGAGAUAAAUUGAUUUUGUUAUCUUGUUCGAAUUUGCUAUUCCUGCAUUUUUGAUGCAUGUUUCAUCUCCCUUUUCCUUCAAGCCCAGAAAGGCAUUAUCUAUUGUUUGUUUGGAGAGUCCAGAUUGUCUGUAUCUUUGGUGAUUAAUCCAUGCCACAAUACAGAUACAUUGUUUCCUCAUUAAAUCAUUUUAUCCCUAGCGCCUCAUGUACAUACAGUGUAGGAAUAUUUUUGUACCAGACAUUUCAGUGUCGAGUCUGACUUGUAUAGAUAUGUAAUAUUAUUUGAUUGGGCAAACCACAGGUGUUUACGCAGACAGGCUACGUCUAGAACUUAUAGAUUUGUCCUAUCGUUCUUAAUAAAAAAAAUUAUUUGCCUUAUUG